AUGUGGAAGCUUAUCCUUUUUACUAGCGUUAGCUAUUCAUUGGUGCAUUUUGGAUUGGCCGCGCCUACUACAAGUUCUGUCGCGGUUACAAGAACACGCAACGUCCUUCCGGUGGCGUCGCCUGGCUGGUUGCCCAAGUACAAGGCGCCCAACGUGAAACCGGUCCAUCCUAUGCCUCGCGGCCCGUUGAACCGGUUUUCCAUGAACUUUGAAGUGGACAAUUAUCCAGAUACCUGGGCCAUCCCACCAACCAAUGAUCCCGUGCUUGCACCGGUCAUGGCCUCCAUCAACUGGUCUCUUGUCCCGGAUGCCCCCGUACGAACCGUCAACAGCGAAGGAGACGUGGAAUUCCACGCUUACAAUGCUGAAGAAGACAAGUAUUGCUGGUGGACGGCCGCGGCUUGCAUCGCUCCCAAAGUCGAUUAUCUUCCCGAAGAUAUUUACAAGUGUCCCAAUCCUGGCGAUUGGGGUUUGACGUAUGAUGAUGGACCAAUGGUUCCCCAGAAAAAGGAGGUCGAUGAUCCCUAUGCUGAGCCUCGUCUAUACAACUUUUUGGCGCAGACGAAUCAAAAGUCGACUCUUUUCUACGUUGGGUCGAAUGUGGUUAAUUUCCCCGAGGCUGCCAGUCGUGCGCAAGAAAGUGGACACGAUAUUUGUUUGCAUACGUGGUCUCAUCCUUUCAUGACCUCACUGACCAACGAGCAAAUUGUGGCCGAAUUUUACUGGUCUUUGCGUGCGGUCAAGGAAGCUACGGGUGUCACCUCUCGCUGCUGGCGCCCUCCUUAUGGAGACGUCGACGAUCGCGUCCGUGCCAUUGCUCAUCAAAUGGGUCUUUCCACGGUGUUGUGGACCCAUGAUUCGCAGGACUGGCAGAUCGGUGCCGUUGAUGGUCAUUUGACGGAAGAGGAUGUGAAUGGAUUUUUCCAACGAUGGGUCAACACUCGCCAGGCUGGACAGGACGUCGCUGAAGGCCACAUCGGUCUCCAACAUGAGCUUAACAAGAACACAAUCACCAUGGCCGAAAAAUGGUUGCCCGUCAUGCAGAAAUCUUUCAAUGUUAAAAGCAUUUUCGAAUGCAAUGCUAUGCAUAAAUCCUACUGGGAGGAUAAUUAA
This is a messenger RNA of Radiomyces spectabilis, 1113 nucleotides long. RefSeq lists its product as uncharacterized. Bases 1 to 1113 code for a protein of 370 amino acids. Gene Ontology annotation, biological process: carbohydrate metabolic process. Gene Ontology annotation, cellular component: membrane. The transcript has 3 exons. Gene Ontology annotation, molecular function: chitin deacetylase activity. NCBI's taxonomy places the organism in Eukaryota, Fungi, Mucoromycota, Mucoromycetes, Mucorales, Radiomycetaceae. The record is from RefSeq and is a predicted model, not a curated record.